This is a messenger RNA of Salvia splendens (bonfire salvia), 2991 nucleotides long. Its product is annotated as trihelix transcription factor ASR3. The transcript has 3 exons. The coding region runs from base 1787 to 2779 and encodes 330 amino acids. The record is from RefSeq and is a predicted model, not a curated record. NCBI's taxonomy places the organism in Eukaryota, Viridiplantae, Streptophyta, Magnoliopsida, Lamiales, Lamiaceae.
UUUUGUUGAUGUUAUAUUAUCAUUUGUUGAUAUUUUUUAAUGGUCCAGAUCAUAGUUUAGAGUUUGUACAAUAUUUACGGUUUGCAUUUUAUCACUAUCCGUAUUCAAAAUAUGUCAUUGAGACACUGAUAAACUAAUUUUGAUUUUAGUACAUGCCUUUUGUUAUGAAAACCCCAUCUCAAACCACAAAAUUAUGUGCCCAAGAAAAAUGAGAAUGUCACUCCCAAUAAAUUUCGAUUUUCCACCAGACUUUUUUGGAGGACAAAGGCCCAAAAUUACAUAAAACUAAACGCAUCAACUGUUGCACAGGGAAUUAACAUAAAUUAAAUACGUAAUACUCCAUAUACUUAGAUCAUUUCUUAUAAUAUGCACUCAUUUUUUAAAAAAAUGAACAAAAAUAAGAUUUCAAAAAUACUGUGCUAAAUAUAAUACUAUUCCGAUUUGGUUCAGUUGUUUGAAUUUCAAAAAAGAAAAAUUCAACCCUAACUAAAACUCAUUGAGUUGGCAUUACAGUAAUAGUAUUACUCCAAAUUAAUGUGAUGAUCCAUAAAAGUGGACAAUCCCAUUUGGUAGAGCUUGGUCCCCACAUUAUCACAACUAAGAAUAUGACAUUUUACUAACCCCUACCCUUAAUAUAGACAAACUAGUGAGAUAAGUUCAACCAACCAAAACAAUACACUGAAUUCCUCUUAAUGCCCCCAUCAUUAUAAUAACACCCAAAAUAGGACUAUCUUAAUCUUACAAUAGUUUAAAUUAUAUUAUGUUUGUACAUAUAAUAUUUUUUCAUCUAGUAAAUACAAAACAAAAUACUACUAUUAAAUAUUGAUCAUAAUGUCAAAGUGUUAUUUUUAUUGGAGCAUAUGCAGCCCCAAAAAAGAAAAGUGGAUUUUAAUAAAGUAAUUGAAAUAAGGGGCAAUUGUGGCCUUAUCAGCCCAUAUAUGUAAAUGCCAUAUUCUCAAAGACUUCAAACAACCAAAAGUGGCCCUGCCCUUUCUCUAGUGGGGGACCAUUUAUUGGCAUUAAUCAAAAAGAUUAUGUGGCUAAUGAUUCUUUAAGAUUGAAAGGUGGAAAAGAGUGGUGCUAAUUUUUACUUGGUUUGAAUUAGGAUAAGGUUCCAUUCAUAACCUCUAAUCUCUAUUCUUUUUGUGCUUGCCCUAUUAUAUCAAAAUCGUUAUCCUUCUUGGUCUAUGAAUUUUUAAAUUGAGAUGUAUAAUGAAAUAAUAAAAAUUUUGAUUGGAGAAUCAAAUUUAUUUAAUUAUAAAAUAUAUUUAUAAAAAAAUAUAUGUGGCAAAAUUUUACCAAGUAAAAAGCAUAACAAUAAAUAGUGAAGGUAAAAUUGGAACUAAAACGCGUAUGGUUAGAAAUUCCACGAAAGGAAAGUGACUCUCAAAUACUAGUCUGACAAGAUUUGAUUUAGUCAAUUACUCCCUUAAAUUAUAUCCUCAACUUGAGAGAAAGUAACCUCAUUAUAACAAUAAUUAUUGAAUUUAGUACCAUUCAUAAGCCCUAACAAUAAAGUAAAGAUAAAGCCUAAUCACGAUCAUCCUCACUAAUUCAAAAUCAAACCCCAAUUAAACUAUCAUAAUUCUCUUGUUAAGGGUCUCUCUUUCCUCCCCUCUUAGUGCACCCAAAUAAUUCUUUUAAAAAAAGAAAAAAACAAGUCUCUCCUCCACACAAGGAAAACGCCGUUAAAAAUUAAACGCCGUUUUCGUAAACAACUCUCAAUUCUCACGUGACUUUGAAACUAUACAAAAGUUUAUAAAGUGGAAGUCACGUGACCUUUGGGAUGGGGCUAGAGCAGUUGAGUUUAGGCACGGUGCCCGUUGACGGCGGAGCAGACGGCCGUCAGCCCGGCGACGAAGGGGGAAAAACGGCUCGGCUCCCGCGGUGGACGAGGCAAGAGAUCCUGGUGCUGAUUCAGGGCAAAAGAGUUGCGGAAAAUCGAGUGAGAAGGGGGCGGGCUUCCGGGUCGGCGUUCGGGUCGGGUCAGAUUGAGCCGAAGUGGGCGUCGAUUUCCUCCUACUGCAAGAGGCACGGGGUGAACCGGGGGCCGGUCCAGUGCCGGAAGAGAUGGAGCAAUUUGGCAGGGGAUUUUAAGAAGAUAAAGGAGUGGGAAUCGAAGAUAAAGGAGGAGACCGAGUCGUAUUGGGUGAUGAGGAAUGAUUUGAGGAGAGAGAGGAAAUUGCCUGGGUUUUUCGAUAGGGAGAUUUAUGAUAUUCUUGACGGCGGCGGCGGCGGAGAGGAGGAUGUGCUGCGUUUGGCCUUGGCGCCUGGGCCGGUGGCGGAGGCCGCCGAUGAGGAGCCGGAGGCGUUGUUUGACAGUGGGCGGAGCACGGCGGCGGACGAUGGACUUUUCUCGGAUUUCGAGCAGUCGGGUCAGGAGGAGACGGGUCGGAGCUCCGAACAGAAAAGGGAAACUCCGGUUAAGGAUAUCCCCGCGCCAACGCCGAUUUCAGUUGCAGAGAAACAAUGUGGAUCGUUUCCUCAAGAAUCCCCUGGUCGAGGGAGAGAUAAGGAGAAAGCAGGUGGUUCGGAAGAAAAGAAUGAAGGAGGAAGGAAAAGAAAGCGAUAUGCAAGUGAUGGAGGUGGAGAGAGCGAGGUUCAACACGAGCUGGUUGAAGCUUUGGAGAAAAAUGGGCGAUUGCUGCAGUCCCAACUAGAAGCUCACAACACUCACCUUGAGUUGGAUCGAGAGCAGCGAAACGUCCAUGUUAAUAGCUUCAUAACAGUCCUCAGCAAACUUGCAGAUGCCCUUGGAAGAAUUGCAGACAAAUUGUAGCUGCUGCUCAUGUACAGAUUCCUUUUUCUUCAGCUAUACAAUUCAACAUUUUGCUUCUUCAACUGCCAAUCAAUAAAACAGCCCUUUUUGUCAUUUUAUCCUUGUUAGCUUUAGAGCUGAGAUUUGCAUACUGUUUUAUAGGAUUAUUUAUUGUAAUAAAUUUUGGGAGUCUCUUCUCUUCUCAGUGUAUAAUACUACUCCAUUUACUAGCU